Messenger RNA from Haliotis rufescens (red abalone), 3917 nucleotides. Its product is annotated as G-protein coupled receptor GRL101-like. Bases 78 to 3830 code for a protein of 1250 amino acids. Gene Ontology annotation, cellular component: membrane. The record is from RefSeq and is a predicted model, not a curated record. The transcript is spliced from 15 exons. Gene Ontology annotation, biological process: G protein-coupled receptor signaling pathway. Gene Ontology annotation, molecular function: protein binding; G protein-coupled receptor activity. NCBI's taxonomy places the organism in Eukaryota, Metazoa, Mollusca, Gastropoda, Lepetellida, Haliotidae.
CAUGUGUGUUAUAUUCUGCGAUGAGUUAAGGGAAAGGUAUCGAUUAAGACGUCUGGAGGUAUGCCCAUGAUAUUUCUAUGUUCGUUUUAUGUUUGACAGGGUUAAGAAAAACAGGACUUGGCAGAUUUGUAUGGACAGACGGAAAGCCUUUAUCCCAUACAGAAUGGUAUGCUGGGGACUCUGAUGGAGCACCCCAGCCGGACGGGUUUGAAAGAGAGGCAUGCACCAUGAUGGUCAUCUCCAGCAUCAGAUCCAUCGCCAACUGGCACGACGUGGCCUGUGCCUUCAACAAACUCUCUCAGUACAUCUGUGAAAAAACAAACAAACCAUCGGAUCCUUCAGUGCUAAUUGGAGGAGCUGCAGACAUCAUGAUGGACACCUAUGACGACAGUCAUACCCAAACUGGUUAUUACUUCCCUUGCACAAGCGGCGAGUACAUAUCUGGACUGUACACAUGUGACGGAAGUAUGGACUGCACUGAUGGUAGUGACGAGGAUAGCUGCACUUCAGACCCCUGUCCACUCGGCAUGUUCUCCUGCACUGGAGGAGGAUGUGUGGAUUUCGCUUUCUACUGUGACUACAAGGAACACUGCAAGGACGGAUCAGAUGAAACUCAGUGUGUGUCCCGUGAAUGUUCCUCUGACCAGUGGCGCUGCAGCAGUGGACAGUGUGUGUCAGCUGACCAGAGGUGUGACCUCCUGCAGGACUGUGUGGACGGAUCAGAUGAAGAGCAGUGUGAAGUAUGCCGUAAACCUUUCUUCCAAUGCUAUGACGGACGGUGCCUGCCCCCUGCCCGGGUGUGUGACGGUUUUGUGGACUGUGGGGGAAAGUACAGGGAGGAUGAGGGUUCACAAUGUACAACAAACAGUCAGCCGUCCUGCAGGGCGUGGUAUGCCCUAGGAGCUAGGAACAGUGGCAAAUACAGCAUUGUUAUGCAAGAAACGUCUGAAUCGUUUUCUGUGGAAUGUGCAUUCAACAAGACUGAGGGGAAGAUAACGACCAUCAUUCACCAUGACAUGGAAGACUCGACAGUGACUGCGAAUUCUGUAUUCAUAGAAGAUCUUCACUACACUCUCCCUGAGAAUGCCAUUGCUUAUGUCAUGUCCAUGUCUAAUACAUGCCGCCAGUCAGUGCACAUUGACUGUCUCCAAGCGUUUGAUUUGAUCGAAAGCUUCUCUGCUUGGUAUGAUGUGAACAAGAAGAAGAGGACUUUUGUGGCUGACACCGGAAGCAACUGUAGCUGCAUUCUCAAUGAUGUCUGUGUUGGUAACAUUACAAAGUGCGCCUGUGACAAAACCAGAAACGAUCUCUUUCUGGUUGACGACAACGUCUGGCUGACUGACAGCGGGUACCUUGAUGACAUGGACAGCUUGCCAAUAACAAAGAUAUGGAUGGGUGAUACCCUGCGGUUAAGUCGUGUGAGACAUACGGUCGGGCCUCUGAUAUGCGAAGAACGAUUGCAAUCAAACACGAGUUCCCUCAUGUGUACGAGCGGCGUAGUUGUUGCCACUUCUCACAGAUGCAUCUUGGAUUACGACAUCUAUCAGCACUACACAGGAUGUCGUGACCUCACACAUAUACAGGAUUGUGAGAAGCACGAGUGCCAAGUAAACUAUAUCAAGUGUCCCUCCAGCUACUGCAUCCCCAUCAGGUUGGUCUGUGAUGGACGCCCGGACUGUGCUGACGGGAUGGACGAAAGAGGAUGCAUAAAUUUCACCUGCCCUGGCAGAUACAGUUGUCGUGGUAACAGAGUGUGUAUCCCAUGGCAACAGGUGUGUGACACUGUGAAACAUUGUCCUGAAGGAGAUGAUGAAUAUUUCUGCAACCAGGUCUGCCCUGAUGAUUGUGUUUGUAAAGGAUCACAAAUCACAUGCAGAAUGUUUUACCUCGACACUAUUGCACAUCUACCUCGGUAUACUAGGGUACUCGACUUAAGUAAGACUUAUAAUAUAACAAUCAAGAAUAACACUUUCUAUCACAUGGAGAGUCUAGCGGUGCUCAAUCUGUCCAACCUCGGUGUGCAUGAACUGGAAGAGGAGUGUUUUAGUGGACUGGAGAAUUUACUACGUUUAGAUCUACGCAAGAACUUUUUGAAGAAAAUCUCAAAUGGUCUAUUCAGGAAUAUGAGAAAUCUGCAUACUUUGUUACUUACUGGCAAUGAUAUACUUCAGAUAUACCCCGGGUCGUUUGAUGGACUUUCAAACUUGCCAUCACUCGACAUGUCGAAUAUGGCCCUUUCUACGAUAGCUGAAAAUAUGUUUUAUGGGUUAUCCAGUCUUAUUUUCCUGAACCUUUCGCAUAAUAAACUCACCUUGAUAGAGGACAGGAGCUUUACUGGAGCCGGCAAAGUCCAAACUCUAGAUCUUACAAAUAACGACAUAACAGAAUUCACUGGAGACAUAUUUUCCGGCCUAGACAAGCUCAGUUAUCUUCACAAUGAUAAGUAUGUAUUCUGCUGCUUCAGACCACAGGGUGUUCCAGAAGAACAGUGUCUCCCCGCGGCUGACGAGUUCUCUUCCUGCUCAGACCUGAUGAGGAAUGAAGCACUCAGAAUCUCAAUGUGGGUUCUAGGUUUCACUGCUCUUGUUGGUAACCUUUUGGUCAUUUUGUCUCGAUGCAUCUAUGACAGACAGAGUUUGAAACGCAGCAAUGAUUUCUUUGUUGCUAAUCUCGCCUUGUCUGACUUUGUGAUGGGAAUAUACAUGAUCAUCAUAGCAAGUGCUGACACCAUCUACAGAGGCGUGUACAGCUGGAAUGACGAGGCGUGGAGAAGCAGCUGGGUUUGUCAGCUGGCAGGGUUUCUAGCAACCCUAUCAAGUGAAACAUCAGUGAUGUUCCUCUGUAUGAUCACGGCAGACAGAGUCCUUGUCAUCAAAUUUCCUUUUCGAGAUUUCAAUAUUUUCAAACGAUUUUCCAAGUACAUCAGUCUUUCAGUGUGGGUUCUGGGUUUCUUGAUGGCAGCGGUGCCUCUUUUGCCCAUCGACUACUUUUCCAGGUCGUUCUACUCAAGAUCAGGAGUGUGUCUCGCACUACCGCUCACCAGGAACAGACCUCCAGGAUGGGAGUAUUCCACCGCUAUCUUUGUCCUCUGGAACUUCAUUUGUUUUGUCUUCAUCGCUUUGGGUCAGGCUGUUAUCUACCAGGCAGUUAGGGCCAGUCAGAAGCUAAGGAAGGGGCAGACAACGAACGACAUGACCAUUGCUAGGAAGCUCUCCUUCAUAGUUCUGACGGACUUUGUGUGCUGGUUCCCCAUCUGUGUCAUGGGUCUAAUGGCUCUCCAGGGCCACAUUAUCAACUCUGGAGUGUACGCCUGGGUUGCAGUGUUUGUUCUCCCGAUCAACUCGGCUCUCAACCCCAUCAUCUAUACUUUGUCAUCAGUUGACACCAUGAGAAAACGGAAGUUGAAAAGAGAAAAAACGUUUUCAAGUACCACUCGAUCAACAGGCAGGACAAGGUCCUCUGUCCCUCAUAUUUUGCAAAAAGAACUCCUCUUCCUGAGCCAGCCCCCGAAUUCAGUCUGUCUGUCCUCUUACAUUGGGUCACUGACGUCAGCCCGAGAUAUGCUGACCAUUGCUCACCAGCUAGCCAGAUCGGUGGACCUUUUUCACUCCAAUGGUCUUGUCAAUGGCUUGGUAGAGACAGACAGUGUAUACGUUGUCCUUGAUAAGGGGAUUAUCAAAAGGGUGACUGCAGCAUGUGUUCCCAUGGCAACGGAAAUCGAAGACGAGUAUAGUAAGGAUAUCCUGGACUUUGGUCAUCUUGUAUCCAAGAUGUUGAAAGCUUAUACAGUCGCUAAGAAACAACGUCUCGCAAAUAUGGUCGACAACUGACAAUGGAAAGAGAUAUGGAUACGAUACCGCCUCCUCUUCGAAUGGACAUGAUGACGAAAACUACUGUGCGACGCAGUUAACAAUAAA